This is a messenger RNA of Bicyclus anynana (squinting bush brown), 3901 nucleotides long. Its product is annotated as glutamate receptor 1-like. Bases 21 to 2546 code for a protein of 841 amino acids. The record is from RefSeq and is a predicted model, not a curated record. The transcript is spliced from 16 exons. NCBI's taxonomy places the organism in Eukaryota, Metazoa, Arthropoda, Insecta, Lepidoptera, Nymphalidae. Gene Ontology annotation, biological process: synaptic transmission, glutamatergic; modulation of chemical synaptic transmission. Gene Ontology annotation, molecular function: glutamate-gated receptor activity; transmitter-gated monoatomic ion channel activity involved in regulation of postsynaptic membrane potential. Gene Ontology annotation, cellular component: postsynaptic membrane; plasma membrane.
UGUCGCGCAGUGUGGUGGUGAUGCUCGGCGCUGUCUUUCCAGAGUCCUUCUCUACGCUGCACUCAUAUACUAAUCUGUUGAAAGUCCCGUUUCUUAUGCCGUGGUUCCCUGAGAAGGUCAACCCGCAGAACGGACGAGUGGACGACUUAGCAUUCAGUCUGACGCCUGACUAUCACCGGGCUAUCAUCGACACCAUCAUACUGCUCGGUUGGAAACACGUCAUCUUCCUAUACGACUCCAAUGAUGGGCUCCUGCGUUUGGAACAAGUCUACAAACACUUGAGCCCGGGGCAGGCGAUGUUUCAAAUCACCCACACAAGGCGGGUCAGCUCUGCGCUGGACGUGAUCACCUUCCUCGUCGGUUUGGAGAACCUAAACCGCUGGACCAAUAAAUACGUGGUCCUCGACUGCGGGACCCCCCUGGCUAAAGAAGUUCUUGUGCACCAUGUGCGCAAUGUCACGCUUGGGAGGCGGAACUAUCACUAUUUGUUGUCUGGAUUGGUCAUGGAUGAUCUAAGAGACAAAAACAUCACCGAGUUUGGGGCUAUCAACGUCACAGGGUUCCAGAUUCUGGACCACUCGAGCAAGAAUGUGCAGAACUUCUUCGAGUCUUGGCCCAGAGAUUAUAUAUCGGCGCAAGGUGCUCUUAUGUACGACUUGGUGCAAGUACUUCAUCACUCAUUAAAAAAGAUGGUGGAACAAUAUCCCGAUUUUCUUCGCAACAACAAAAGUGUUUCGGCGGACACAUCGUCCGUCCAUCAUCAGGCCGGCAUCGAAUGCUACGGGGACAUCUUACUCUACCCCGCAAAGUAUGGGGAGAGGUUUGCGCAAGUCAUCAAAGGGACGGAGAUAGAAGGCAUAACUGGCUUGAUUCGCUUCAACAAGGACGGCCACAGGCAAAACUUCACGCUGCAGAUAGUCCAGAUGACAGUCUCCGGGGAUAUCGUUAAGAUUGGCACAUGGUAUGACUACAAAGACUACGUACCAUUGCUACCGAAAUCCAUCCUCAAAGACUUAGGUCAAUACUUAAGGAAUAAAACCUACGUUAUAUCUACCAUCGCUGAAUACCCAUUUGUUAUUCAAGAUACAAAACCUGACAAUCCCGAACAGCUCCCACAGUUAAGAGGUUUCUGUGUGGACCUUACUCGUCUGCUAAUGAAAAAGAUGGACGUUACUUAUACGUUAAAACUGGGCAAAGACAGGAGGUAUGGUACAGAAAAUCCCGAUUCGUCGGACGGUUGGGAUGGUCUUGUAGGUGAACUAUUGCGAAAGGAGGUCGACCUAGUUGUGGCGCCAUUAGAAAUUUUACACAAACGUCAAGAGGUCGUGGACUUCAGCAUGCCUUUUAUGACUUUCAACAAACAUAAAAAGAAACCUGAGAUAUGGUCCUACGAAUCCAUGUUCAGUUUCCUGAACCCAAUGACUCUACAAUUAUGGUUAACCAUAUUGGGAAGCUUGAUCGUGACCAGCAUAGUCUUGAGCCUUGUCUCAAGAUUAGAAUCCAAUCAAUGGUCAAAGAAGCAAGAUGGCCGCGAAGGCAAUAUGAGGAUUGCAAAUAUUGAAAACCAAAUUGCUACAAUUGAUACGCGUCCGGUAACUCGAGUGGUCCGGAUAAACUUUUCGAAUGCAGCAUGGUUCUGUAUUCAGAAGCUCUUCCAUCAAAACUCCAAUCAGUACAGUCCAAGGAGCCACGCUGUGCGAAUAGUGGUGGGUGUUUGGGUUUUCUUCGCCAUGAUUAUAACUUUGAAUUUCAUGGCGAAUAUGACUGCUUACAUGACAGUUAGUCGCAUCCGAUUACCUCUGGGACCCCAAGUUGUGGUCACCAAAUGCCCCAAGGAUAAAUACUCCAUGCCACUAAGCCAGGGAGAGGACGGCGACCAUCCAUGGCAGGGGUUCGUCCCAGGGUCCGGUGACCAGGAGGAAGAUUGCGACCUGAUGUUAUCCAACCUUACACCUGGAGACCAAAAAUAUGCCAUUGCCUUCCCGAAGAAUUCCAUCUUACGAGAUUGCAUCAAUAUGGCUCUACAAGAACUCCACAAGGCGGGAGAGAUAGAACAACUGGUUCGACAGUGGUUUAUUGACACGCAAUGCGGAUUCCCCACUACGCUGAACAACGAAGAGUUAGCUCUGAAUGAAGUAUCCGGACUAUUCAUCAUCCUUGUCACAGGACUGCUGCUCGCAUGUGUGAUUUGGUUAUUUGAAUUAGUAAUACGCAAACGGUCAAUGAAACGCAGUGAGCUAGCCAUGAUGAAUAGAUCUGAUGGAAACGAGCCCGGCGACGACCAGAGCUCCUCCCCGCGACGCCGGUCCAAGUCACAGCUGAAUACUCCGUCUGUAGACAUCGACAUGGAACAGAUAGAAUGGAGCGAAUGUUGUUCUGAGUUUACCCAACAAGAAGAACGAGAAGGGCCUGCAAGUAUCGAGGAUAUAGAACUAGGGCCAAUGUAUGACCAUUCUGAUAGAUCUGCAGAUGAAGCUGAGGACGCCAGACCAACCGUCUACCGCAGGGCACGACGCGCUGCGCCGGUCGAAUUACAUUGGCUCUAAAUGACCAUUAAUUUAACUUUCAACUCCAAUAAAACUCCCUUAGCAUAGGCGUUCGUCCAAUCAGGGCAUAUAUCACGUACAGUCUGGCAAGUUCGUUGAUGACACUCCCAUGAUAUGCGGGCGACGGGGGGAAAGACUGCGCGGGUGUGAUAUCGUGCUUGCGGGGAAGUGAGGUGCAUCAGUCGUGGGUCAUUCGGGAGUAUUAUGAACAAAAUUGCCAAGCUAUACUUAGAGUACGACUGGACGCUGCGGGCUGGUCUUACCUUAAAUUAACGUCUAUAAAUUGUGAUCACUAAAUUUGAAUAGCAUAAACGCAGUAAAUGCGGAAAAUAUUAUAUUUCAACAGCAAUACGGUAUGCUAGCGGCGUCUGGCCGUGCGUAUUCAUGAUCUACGAACGCUUACGGUAAAGUGCUACGAAACGCUAUGCUACGAAAGUUUUAACUGUAACGCUAUUUCAGGGAAUAUUACGUUACAGGAUGUUCUAUGUGUAAAGAAAAGAGAUCAUCUUAUUGUUAACAUAAGGGAUGUUAUGAAUUCAAAAUUUUGGAUUUAGAUGUGAAUACGAAUAUUAUAUCGGUUUCGGAUACGGUUACGGAUAUUAAAUUACUUCGGAUUAUCUUUUAGUUUCAGUAACCGAUGUUAGAUAGUUGAAGAAUUUGUAAGAAUAAAACACAAAAAAAAAUAUGCGUCACUUUUAUGCUAUACCACAACUAAAUUAAAAUGGGAAAUUUAAGUUUUUACAAACUUUAGUCCCGUUAGACUUUCAAAUUUAAUUUGCGUACUGUUAAAUAUUCUUGUCUAUUCAUUAAUACAUACGCAAUACAAAGGGCGAAGGUAACUUCGUUCCGACUGUCCCAUGACGCUUCUCGCCUUUUCCCCCUUUGUAUUUCUCCAUCCGAAAUCAAAUAUUUCCGAAUUGAUUUAUCUUUCCUGUAAUUUGUUAUUCGUUUUCGCGGAAAACGUUUAUUUAUUUAAGUACCAAGAGUAUGCGAUAGCCAGACAUAACUCAUUCAAUAGAGGCCGAAUGUUUGUCAGCCGAAGCUCCAAAUAAAAAAACAAAUUAUGAAGUUUGGAUUUGGCUUUGGAAGCCGGUUCCAAACCAACCCCUAACCGUCUAAGUAUACAGCGUAUUUUUAAAAGGGGACGAACGAAGGGUUGGUCUGAGGACUGCAGACAUGAUUCCUCGUGAUAUUUCGAAGAAAGUAUGAAUGAGGUGUGUCUGACCAUGGCAGGCUGUCGUUCUAUUAGAACGCCGUCAAAACCUCAUCUCUUAAUAUAAAUAGUAACUUUUAACUGUUUCGAACUGUUGAAAUAUUUUUUAUUCUAGUUUUACCGACUAACUAUUUAAGAGUAA